Myotis daubentonii (Daubenton's bat) is the source of this 2603-nucleotide messenger RNA. RefSeq names its product lamina-associated polypeptide 2, isoforms beta/delta/epsilon/gamma-like. The record is from RefSeq and is a predicted model, not a curated record. Lineage: Eukaryota; Metazoa; Chordata; Mammalia; Chiroptera; Vespertilionidae. Gene Ontology annotation, molecular function: DNA binding.
GUGCGGGCUGCACUUGGCCCGCGGUUCUGCUCCGGGGGCUUUUGUGUCCGCCUUUUGCUUUGCUUUCUGUGCGCGUUUUUGUUUUUGUCUUUUUUUUCUCUCCGCGCGCUGCUCCCCAGCGGAAGCCGGGAGGCUCGGAGGCAGCAGCCCUCACCCCGGGCGAGGAGCGAGCGCGCCGGCGGGAGCACCGGAGUGGCGGCUGCGGGGAAGGGGUUCGCCGCGGAGAUGGCGGAGUUCCUGCCAGACCCCUGGGUCCUGACGACGGAGAAGCUGAAGAGGGAGCUGGUGGCCCACAAUGUGCCGCUGCCGGCGGGGCAGCCGCGCAAAGACGUGUACGUGCAGCUCUACCUGCAGCACCUCACGGCGCGCAACCGGCCGCCGCUCGCCGCCGGCGCCGACAGCCAAGCGCCCCCGGACUUGUCCGGCGACGAGGAGCGCAAGCCCAGCCCCGUCCUCACCGCCCCGGUCCUCGCCGCCCCCGUCCUCGCCGCCGCGGGCCGCAGCCGCAGGAAAGCCACAAAGAAAACUGAUAAACCCAGACUAGAAGAUAAAGAUGAUUUAGAUGUAACUGAACUCACUAAUGAAGCUCUUCUGGAUCAGCUUGUGAAAUAUGGGGUGAAUCCUGGCCCUAUUGUGGCAAACCAUCCCAUGACAAUGGACCGUGUAGAGAAGAACGUUAAGAAAAGAAAAUAUAGUGAGGAUUUUUUACAGUAUGGUUUCACAUCAAUAAUUACAGAAGGAAUUGAGAAACCUCAAUGUGUUAUUUGUUGUGACGUUCUAUCAUCCGAAUCUAUGAAGCCGAACAAACUAAAACGCCAUUUUGAUAGCAAGCAUCCGAGCUUUGCCGGCAAGGAUACCAGCUAUUUUAGAAGCAAAGCUGAUGGACUCAAGAAAGCCAGACUUGACACUGGUGGAAAGUACCAAAAAGAAAACGUAGCAGCCGUUGAAGCUUCAUAUUUGGUGGCACUCAGAAUCGCCAGAGCUAUGAAACCUCACACCAUUGCUAAGGAUUUACUGUUGCCAGAGGCCAAAGACAUUGUUCGAGUUAUGAUCGGAGACGAAUUUGUUACGAAAUUGAGUGCAAUUUCCUUAUCUAACGACACUAUCCGCAGGAGAAUACAUGACAUGUCUGCUGAUAUUCUUCAUCAGGUCAUCCAGGAAAUUAAAUCUGCUCCACUUCCAAUAUUUAGCAUCCAGCUUGAUGAAUCUACAGACGUUGCAAACUGUUCACAGUUACUGGUUUACGUGAGGUAUAUUAAUGAUGGCGACUUUAAGGAUGAGUUUCUUUUUUGUAAACCUCUUAAAACGACAGCUACUGCCCUUGACAUAUUUGACACAGUUGGUUCUUUCCUGAAAGAGCAUAAGAUCUCUUGGGAAAAGGUUUGUGGUGUUUGCACAGAUGGUGCUCCAGCUACGCUAGGAUGCCUAUCUGGAUUUCAACGCUUGGUACUGAAUGAGUCACCAAAAGUCAUCGGAACUCACUGUAUGAUUCAUGGGCAAAUAUUAGCAAGGAAGACGCUGCCACAAGAGUUACAAGAAGUAAUGAAAAGCGUCAUAAGUUGUGUCAAUUUUGUAAAGGCGAGCACUUUAAACAGUCGACUGUUUUCACAUCUGUGCAAUGAGUUGGAUGUGCCAAACAAUGCUCUGCUAUUUCACACUGAAGCGAGAUGGUUGUCGAGAGGAAAAAUUCUAAAACGUGUUUUUGAGCUUCGUGAUGAACUCAAAACAUUUUUUAAUCAGAAAGCAAAACCACAGUUCGAAGCACUUUUCAGCGAUAAAAGUGAACUGCAGAAAAUAGCUUACUUGGUUGACAUCUUUGCCAUCUUGCAUGAGUUAAAUCUAUCACUGCAAGGACCAAAUGCAACAUGCCUGGAUUUGUCUGAAAAGAUCCAAUCAUUCCAAAUGAAACUUCAGCUUUGGCAAAAAAAAUUGGAUGAAAAUAAAAUUUACAUGUUGCCUACCUUAUGUGCUUUCUUUGAGGAACAUGACAUUGAACCACACAAAAGGAUUACGAUGAUAAUUUCUGUGAAAGAACACUUGCACAUGCUUGCAAGCGAAAUUUCAUGGUACUUUCCAAAUCUACCUGACACCCCAUUUGCACUUGUUAGAAGCCCAUUCACAGUCAAAGUUGAAGAUGUUCCUGAGAAAGCACAAGAGGAGUUCAUUGAACUCACUAACAACGAUGCAGCGAGAACUGAUUUCUCUACAAUGCCAGUUACAAAAUUCUGGAUCAAGUAUUUGCAGUCGUAUCCUGUUCUGUCUGAGACUGUGUUGCGCCUUCUUCUUCCAUUUCCAACAACAUAUCUUUGUGAAACAGGGUUUUCCAGCUUGUUGGUUGUCAAGUCUAAAUACAGAAAGAGACUUGUUGUGGAAGAUGAUCUUCGUUGUGCUCUUGCAAAGACUGCCCCGAGAAUUUCUGAUCUGGUGAGAAAGAAGCAAUCUCAACCUUCGCACUGACGUUUGCUUUUUACACAUACUGUCACAAAAUGUAGCAAUGUAGUUUACUGUUGUUAUAUUAAGACUGUUACCCAUGCUACACCAUGCUUCAAGGCAAAAUUUCAUUUAUUUGUAAUUAGAAAUAAAUAUUUCACAAUAUAUAAUUA